Molecule: messenger RNA, 975 nt
Organism: Ophidiomyces ophidiicola
Lineage: Eukaryota; Fungi; Ascomycota; Eurotiomycetes; Onygenales; Onygenaceae
Gene: YDC1
Product: alkaline ceramidase ydc1
Exons: 4
Coding region: 1-975 (324 amino acids)
Biological process (GO): ceramide biosynthetic process; ceramide catabolic process
Cellular component (GO): endoplasmic reticulum membrane
Source: RefSeq, a predicted model, not a curated record
AUGUUCCAUAUUCCUUACCCACCCUCUAGGGAUGGAUACUGGAGCCCCGUUACGUCGACGCUCAAUUGGUGCGAAGAGGACUACUAUGCCACCAUAUAUGCAGCUGAAAUCGUCAAUACGGUGACCAAUCUUUUAUUCCUCUUCCUUGGUAUCAAAGGCAUUCGCAGCUGUCAGAAACACGGCCAUGAUUUUAUCUUCCAGAUAGCAUUCAUGGGCUAUUUCAUCGUGGGGCUUGGAAGUCUCCUCUUCCAUUCCACCCUGAAAUAUCCUAUGCAGCUUGUCGACGAACUGUCUAUGAUUUACACCACCUGCCUGAUGUGCUAUGCCACCUUCUCCUUCUCAAAGUCUACAAGAAGUCGUUCGAUACUCGGUCUUAGCCUGCUCGGACUAUCCGUCUUCAUCACGGCAUACUAUCAUUAUCUACAGGACCCGAGAUUCCACCAGAAUGCAUAUGCAAUUCUAACAAUUGUGGUUGUUCUUCGAAGUAUGUGGCUGAUGGAGGUUACUCUACGAGCAAAAUGGCGCAGAGCGCGAGCCCUCAGCAACACACCGGUGGAUGAAUCAGUUACCGGUGUUUCCAGAGACAUCCAACUGUCCCAAAACACAAGAGAUCUAAGAAUCUUGAAUACAAUGUGGGCUAUGGUCGUUUGUGGCUUGAUCUCUUUUCUUGGAGGUUUUGCGAUUUGGAACCUGGACAAUAUGUAUUGCUCAACAAUCCGAGGAUGGCGACGGAGUGUUGGUCUUCCGUGGGGUAUCAUUUUGGAAGGUCACGGAUGGUGGCAUCUUUUGACCGGAAUUGGGGCGUAUAUGUAUAUCAUCUGGGGUAUCUGGCUUCGCCACUGCCUGAAUGGCCGUCAGGACGACUAUGAACUUUACUGGCCGCGGUUCUACACUUGGCCAGAUGUUGUGCGUGUGGAGAAGGAGAUUCCGAAGCCAGUACAUCUCAAUGGAACAGCUGCAAUCAAGGCGCAUUAG